Molecule: messenger RNA, 744 nt
Organism: Lasiodiplodia theobromae
Lineage: Eukaryota; Fungi; Ascomycota; Dothideomycetes; Botryosphaeriales; Botryosphaeriaceae
Exons: 1
Coding region: 1-744 (247 amino acids)
Molecular function (GO): protein binding
Source: RefSeq, a predicted model, not a curated record
AUGUCCACCCCCGCCCACACCGUCCUCUACACCUCGGAGCUCCUCGAGCUCAUCCUGCAGCACCUAGACACGCGCACGCUGCUGACCUCCGUCACGCGCGUGAGCCGGCGCUGGCGCGACACGGCGUACCUGUCGCUGCCGCUGCGGCGCCACGCGCUCUUCCUCGAGAGCGUGCCCGACUCGGCCCGCGGCGCGCUGCUGCCGCUCAACCCGCCCGGCGAGACGACGGCCAACCGCAUCAAGCCGGGCGACGCCCUGCCGCGCGAGCUGCAGCCCGUCGUGAACGAGUUCCUGCUGCGCACGUUCCGGCUGGGCCGGUACGACGAGCCGGACAUCGAUCACGACGGCGGGUACAUGCCCAUGGUGGCGGUCAAGGGGUUGGAGCAGCUGGCCGAGGCGGAGGAGGAGCGAAGGCGGAGGGGCAGCGGCGGCGCUGCCGUCGUUGCUGCUGCUGCGGAAGCCGCGGCCGCCGGGGAGGAGAAGAAGCGUAAUGAUGAAGGAAAUGCGCAAUGUGCGACGGCGGCGAUUACCGGCGAGCCUACGUGGAGACGGAUGCUGAUCAUACAGCCGCCUCCGAGGAGGGUUGAGAUUGUGAUUUAUGGGUCCGACAUGUUUCAGAGCGUCAAGGCGUGGGUGGAAUGUCAAGAAGGCGUGACGCUGGGAGUGUUAUAUGACAAGUGCCAGGAAAUGGUUCACGGACGGGGCUGGCGCAAGAGGUCUAUGGGAUGGUUCUUCGAACUGUGA